CCAAAGGUUUAGGAAGAGAAUGGAGCUCAGAAAUUACUGCAUCAAAUUCAAAACCAAUAGCCAAGAUCCGACAGGAGAAGAGGCGGGUGACCCGAGUGAAAAACAAAUACUGGUGGCGGGUUCUGUUUUUUGGAUGUAAAAACAAGAACUUAAAGAUGAAGUUUUUAUUACGAUUGAACUCUGUUUCAAAGCUUCUAUUACACCACUCUUAUCUUCUUUCUUUGCUCUCCAAUCACAUUCCUCCACCUGGCUAGUUAUCCCCAAUUUCAAUCUUUGCCCAUUAGGGUUUUCAGGUGUUCUUGUUACAAUUCAGUAAAGUGCUAUGGAGGGUUUUAGGUUUAGUGAUGCUAGCAGUGCUGCCAAGAAGAGGAGGAGUAAUACUUCACGUCGUCCUCGAAAUGAUACGCCGUUGCCUUCGGAUUACCUUGAUAUUUCGUCCUUGUCAUCGACACCGCCUUCUGAUAGUAAUGUAUCGAAACCCGAAGAUGGAGGAUUUGGAGAAUCUGAUGAAGCUUCCAACAACUUUUCUUUUCGAGGUAGUAAUGAGCAGAGGAAUAGUGGAGUUGAAUCUAGAAGAUGCAGUGAAGGUGUCCUUACCCCAGCUAAUUGGAAAAACACUAGCAACUUGGGACAGUUUAGAGGUAGUACAGACGGAGUAGGUAGUGAAAAUAAGGUGAAAAAGGUCAAGCUUAAGGUUGGCGGCAUCAUACGUACCAUUAAUGCAAACACCGCAUCUGAUGGGGCAUCUGCUGUUGGCUCUUCUUCUACCAGGUCCUCUCGCUUCCAAGAUUCUCUACAGAAAUCAAACGAGGACAAAAUGGAUGAUAAUCCUUCAUUUUCUUCAAAUAAGGGGAUUGGUUUGCGAGGAGUUCUGUGGAAGGAUUUCCCUAGAAGUGGAAUAAGUGCUAGGAUGCCUGAUGAUAAUCUCUCUUCAAAACAAACAGACAAAUAUGAGCCAGUUCGUAAGAGCAAGCGGGUUCCAAAGAAGCGCUCGUUAGACGGAGUGCUUGUUGAUGAAGAUGAGGAUGAUGAUGAGAUUAGAUACUUAGAAAAAAUCAAAAUAUCAAAGAUCACUGCUGCUGAUUAUGCUGCAGAGUAUGAGAACGAAGAGGAAGGUAAAAGUCGGAAACAAAGGAAAAUAUCUAAGGUUCUUAAGAAAAAUGUCGAUGGUCUAUAUAAUACUUAUGCUGGAGACCAUAGCUCAUCGAGAUUUGGCAAGGAAGGUAAGAGGUCUAAAUCAGGGAGAGUAUCUGAAGACACUGACUAUAUGGAAGAGGAAGAACCAGGGUCAGAUGGCGAGCCUACAGCUAAGAGGAAGAAAUCACGAAAAGACUUAGUUGAUCUAAUAGGAGACCCCAAAAAGGAAAUGAUGGUUACAACCCGUCAACGUGGCAAAGAUAUCUCGUCCAGCUUUGGAGCUAGUGGAGUCGAGUUCCCAAAUGGCUUGCCUCCAGCACCUUCUAAAAAGAAAAAAGAGGAACUCACUGAAGUGGAGCAACAACUGAAGAGAGCUGAGGCUCUUCAGAGACGCAGGAUGCAAGUGGAGAAAGCAAAUAGAGAAUCCGAGGCUGAGGCAAUCAGAAAAAUAUUGGGGCAAGAUUCGACCAGGAAGAAGCGAGAAGAUAAAUUGAAGAAACGGCAAGAAGAAUUAGCACAGGGGAGGGCUGCAAAUUCUCUGGUGGUGACUGCAGAUCAUGUGAGAUGGGUUAUGGGUCCGUCUGGAACAGUUGUAACAUUCCCCGACGAGUUAGGCUUGCCUAGCAUUUUUGACACCAAGCCUUGCAGUUACCCUCCGCCACGAGAGAAGUGUGCCGGUCCAUCCUGUUCUAAUCCGUACAAGUACCGGGAUUCAAAGUCGAAGCUUCCACUGUGUAGCCUGCAAUGCUACAAGGCCAUACACGAAAAGAUGCCGACAAUAUCUGCAUGUUAAGAUAAUAAAAAUAACAGUUCAAUUGUCUCUGCAGCUUACCUGAAAACAGAAAUGGCAAUCCUGCCGGUACUGUUGUUUUUUUGUAUGUAUGUAUUCAGCAAAUAAUAAGAAUCAUGGUGGAAUAAAUUGCCUCAGCCAGCCUAUAUGAACAUCAGUAGAAGCAGGUCGAUAAAAAAUUAUUUUUUGGUCUUUUUACUACAAA
Mercurialis annua (annual mercury) is the source of this 2132-nucleotide messenger RNA. RefSeq lists its product as uncharacterized. NCBI's taxonomy places the organism in Eukaryota, Viridiplantae, Streptophyta, Magnoliopsida, Malpighiales, Euphorbiaceae. The transcript has 8 exons. The coding region runs from base 323 to 1930 and encodes 535 amino acids. The record is from RefSeq and is a predicted model, not a curated record. Gene Ontology annotation, cellular component: Ino80 complex. Gene Ontology annotation, biological process: chromatin remodeling.